UGAAGCCGCUGCCCGCCGACAAGCAGAUCGAGACCGGGCCCUUCCUCGAGGCGGUAUCCCACCUGCCGCCCUUCUUUGAUUGCCUCGGGUCCCCAGUGUUUACUCCCAUCAAGGCAGACAUAAGUGGCAACAUCACGAAAAUCAAAGCCGUGUACGACACCAACCCCACCAAGUUCCGGACCCUGCAGAACAUCCUGGAGGUGGAGAAAGAGAUGUACGGGGCAGAGUGGCCCAAGGUGGGGGCCACGCUGGCGCUGAUGUGGCUCAAAAGGGGCCUGCGCUUCAUCCAGGUCUUCCUCCAGAGCAUCUGCGACGGCGAGCGGGAUGAGAACCACCCCAACCACAUCCGCGUCAACGCCACCAAGGCCUACGAGAUGGCUCUCAAGAAGUACCACGGCUGGAUCGUGCAGAAGAUCUUCCAGGCAGCGCUGUACGCGGCGCCCUAUAAGUCCGACUUCCUGAAAGCGCUCUCCAAGGGACAGAACGUGACAGAGGAGGAGUGUCUCGAGAAGGUCCGCCUCUUCCUGGUCAACUACACGGCCACCAUCGAUGUCAUCUACGAGAUGUACACGAAGAUGAACGCAGAGCUCAACUACAAGGUGUAGGCGUGCCCGGCAGCGGCCACGCCCCCUGCCACGGCCACGCCCCCGGCCGCGGCCAAUCAUAGGAACAGGCAGCCGGCAUCACUGUGAACCAAGCCACCAGGCUGCCCCCUGGCUCAGUGCCCCAGGGCAGCCCAGAGUCCAGUGGGGUCUGCAGGGCACAGCCUGGUUUUUGUCUUUUUUUUUUUUUUUUUUUGGUCUAUUCCAAUGGAGCAAUAAAUAACAGCCCUACUUCUAAAUCUCCUUCGAAUUCCACAACAGCACAGACUGACAUUUUAUACCUUCAUUUCGGUGUGGUCAAAGCCGAUUAACGUCUCUAAUAAACCAGGUCCUAGGGUUUUGUGUGUGUGUGUGUGUGUGUGUGCGCGCGUGUGUGUGUUGCACACACACCCCCGCCCCCGCAUGGAGCGCUGCUCUGGGGGCAUGAUGUCAAGCUUUGAAAACAAGCACGUGGCCUUAGAGGAUCUCGCUGAGUGAGGUGUUUGGGGUAUUUUAAGGACGAUGAAGAGUUCCAUUUGAAAUUACGCAGGGCCCCUGUCAUGGGGGUUUUUUUUUUAAAACGUGGGCGACUGGUGUGCAUUCUGGCGUGUGCACAGCCCAACCUCACAGCACUGUCAUGAUACACCCCGCUCUUUCUGUCUUUUUCCAGACAGGCUUUUCUUUGUUUGUGUUUUGUUUUUAAGCUAAAAUCAACCAACAAGCCUUCGAUAACCAAGGGGCAUUUCUUUCAAGCUCUCCAGUACAACAAUUGACCGCGGAUGACUGCAUUCAUACUUUCCCUCAUCAAUAUUUUCUUCAGGGACAGCUUUUCCAAACUAAGAGUCUUCCUACCACGUAUAUCGUCUCGCGAGAAGAGAACCCUUCAGCCGCUGAGACCCCAAAAAAUGCCUCGUUGCCUUAACUACCCUUCAUGGCACUCAGAAGAGCUGCAAUUUUUAAAGUAUUGGGGCAAACAGACAACCCCAAAGGACUGAUGUGUGUUAAAAAACCCAAUGAGGAACAAUUGGUGAUUUUUAUGCAGAAACUAAAUCCUUAAUAAAUAAAUCUAUUUUGGAAUCACAA
Molecule: messenger RNA, 1664 nt
Organism: Tupaia belangeri chinensis (Chinese tree shrew)
Lineage: Eukaryota; Metazoa; Chordata; Mammalia; Scandentia; Tupaiidae
Gene: GLTP
Product: glycolipid transfer protein
Biological process (GO): ceramide transport; intermembrane lipid transfer
Cellular component (GO): membrane; cytoplasm; cytosol
Molecular function (GO): ceramide 1-phosphate transfer activity; ceramide 1-phosphate binding
Source: RefSeq, a predicted model, not a curated record